Molecule: messenger RNA, 1292 nt
Organism: Mixia osmundae IAM 14324
Lineage: Eukaryota; Fungi; Basidiomycota; Mixiomycetes; Mixiales; Mixiaceae
Exons: 2
Coding region: 103-936 (277 amino acids)
Source: RefSeq, a predicted model, not a curated record
CAAAUCCGUGCAGCAACGAACAUUUGGGAGAAGUUCGUUGCGAUGCUACGACUGGCCACACUUGCCAUGCAACAUUCAAUCAGACUAUAGCUCACGUACACCAUGGUCCAUCAGGGCCGCUUCCUCCAGGCGCGAGAGCUGGAGCCAACCGCUAUCGCAAGCCAGCUGAACGAGGAGUCCGCAAUCAAGGAAUGGCAGACCUACCGGGAUCCCGACAUGGCAGGACUGGCUACAGACGGGCAAGCAACAUUCAAGCCGCCUGCCAAUGGCAACGGAGCGCCCAUGAUCAGCCCGAACCACUCGACGCCGAGACCUGGCUUGAAGCGUCGACAAGCUGCCGAUUUCAGUGACGAAUGCCUCGACACGCCCUACUUGACGCCUGAUUCGUCUGGACCUCAUCGCCAGCAGCAACAGCCGGACAAUGACCAAGCCACGUCGACAGCGAGCCAGGCAGAGCUCUUGCACGCACACAAGAAGCGUAGAAAGGAGCUCGGCUUUGAGCCUGUCUUCGCCAAGCUCACGCUCUCGAGACCGGAAGGAGACUCGCAGCAGUCAGGUCAUGUUGUGGUCCCCAGAGUGGACCAAGGGACGACGCAGACAGACACGCACAUUGUCAGUGGCAGCUCAUCUGCACCCGAAGUCCGAAUGGAUGAUCCUUACGUCGUCUAUGUCGACUCGCUAGAUGUCUCGGACGACGAGGAAAGCGCAACUCCGCCAACACUGAAGCUCAAUUCCAAGCUAGCCAGCUGGUUGCACGCGACACCUGGCCCACCUCUCUAUAAGGCGCCCGACCUGCGCAUCUCCUCUGAGGACCAGAUGCGCAAUCAAGGCGCCCUUAUACCUUACGUACCACCUCUAGCGAUCUCUGCACCCUCAGGUUUCUCCGAAGAGACUUCGAGCGGGGAUAUCGACGGUAUGAUCCUUGACGAUAUGUAGCAGGACGUGUCACCAUGUUGGCAAAUUUGACAAGCAAUCUUGUUGUGACAAUAUCAUACGUCUAGUGCGCUUCAUGAUCUUCCGGAUGUGGCACUAUAUCCUGAGCGUCUCCCCAAUGUUGAGUGUGUUGAAUACCUUCUCGUCCAGACCGGCGUCUCUGCACGCCUUUGCCACUCUUUCCUCGUCUUUGCUAAAGAUCUCAUCGCCCAAUGCCCAACAACCCCAAUGCAUAGCGAUGCUGCGUUUGCUCUUGAUAUGCUUGUGGAUUAUCACCGCAUCAUUUGGGGAAGCGUGCACAGAACUGAAUGCCGUUCGAGGCGAGAAGGCUCCGACAGGUAUGAAAGCGAGGUCGAAUC